ACCCGUUCAACGACCGGCAGAGGAUGGGCUCAGCCAAGUACGGAUAGAUGGAGUGGUCUGCAGACGAUGGCAUUCCACAGAAUGCUCUUGUCGCCGGACUCGAUCAGGAUGGUUCACCGUUGUACGUUGCCCGGGCGCACCACGAAGGCGAUCUGAUUCCGGGAAAGUUUAUUCCCAACAGAAAGCAAGCGUUUGUGUCGUACGGAGGGCUGGAAGUUUUCAAAUCCGAUUUCGAGAUAUUGUUUGGUUAUGGUUUUAUAUGGGUGAGUAGUAGUAACGGGCGUGUGCCGAAAGGUGCUGUCGAAGGUGGACGAACCGCUUCCAAGGAGUCACUAUAUAUUGGCCGGGCUCAUCACGAAGGUAGUUUGACUCCAGGAAAGAUUCAUCCUUCCCAUGGUUGCUUGUACAUUCCGUUCGGCGGCAGUGAGCAGCUUUUGCAACACUACGAAGUGCUAAUUUGGCCGCCAGUACUACAGCCAGCUGUCUAGGACCGUUCGAAGUUUUCAUUAGAUUUCUUUUCCCGCCAACGAUUGUGAGCUUAGGGGUUAGAACAUUAAUCUCUUCUCUGUGAUGCAAUUUUGCCUGAAAGUGCCUUACUUACUUCGCAGCCCGAUAAGCAGACUGAACAAUCUCUUUUUCUUAU
Messenger RNA from Wyeomyia smithii (pitcher-plant mosquito), 643 nucleotides. RefSeq names its product natterin-4-like. The record is from RefSeq and is a predicted model, not a curated record. Bases 48 to 488 code for a protein of 146 amino acids. NCBI's taxonomy places the organism in Eukaryota, Metazoa, Arthropoda, Insecta, Diptera, Culicidae. The transcript has 4 exons.